This is a messenger RNA of Podarcis muralis (Common wall lizard), 8673 nucleotides long. RefSeq names its product nudix hydrolase 3 (gene NUDT3). Gene Ontology annotation, molecular function: bis(5'-adenosyl)-pentaphosphatase activity; endopolyphosphatase activity; bis(5'-adenosyl)-hexaphosphatase activity. Gene Ontology annotation, cellular component: cytoplasm; nucleus. Gene Ontology annotation, biological process: adenosine 5'-(hexahydrogen pentaphosphate) catabolic process; diadenosine hexaphosphate catabolic process; diphosphoinositol polyphosphate metabolic process. Lineage: Eukaryota; Metazoa; Chordata; Lepidosauria; Squamata; Lacertidae. The record is from RefSeq and is a predicted model, not a curated record.
GCCGCUUGCGCAGCGGCUCGUCGGAGGCGAGAAGCUUCAGCCAGCGCCUUUCUCCUCCUACUGCCUCUGCGCCGUUGGCGUAGCAUGUCCCAAGAUGGCGUCGCGGUCGUCGUCGUUGGCGGCGGUGGCCGGAGCGCUGGCGGCAGCUGGGGAGCCGACGUGGGAAGAGCUGAGAGGGGGAGCGAGGCGGCGGACGGCGGGUGGUAGCAUUAGGAGCGAGUAGCGGCUGCGGAGAGGGUUUCCCCCUCCCUCUCGGCUGGUGUGUGAGGCAGAGACUCUCCGGGAUAGCGGGUCCGCGCGCCUCCUUCCCCCACCCCCCACCCCGCGGUUGGGAGAUCCCGACCUUCUCCCGCGCGGAGCCGACACCAGUCCCUCGCCUGCCUCCCUAGUGGGUGCUCCCACCCCUUCUCCCGAGCGGAGGAUGAUGAAGCUCAAGUCCAACCAGACUCGCACCUACGACGGGGACGGAUACAAGAAACGGGCGGCUUGCCUCUGCUUCCGCAACGAGAGCGAGGAAGAGGUGCUGUUAGUGAGCAGUAGUCGUCAUCCAGAUAGAUGGAUUGUCCCAGGUGGUGGUAUGGAGCCUGAAGAGGAGCCUAGUGUGGCUGCAGUGCGGGAAGUUUGUGAAGAGGCUGGAGUGAAAGGGACAUUAGGAAGAUUAGUAGGAAUUUUUGAGAACCAGGACAGAAAACACAGAACAUAUGUUUACGUACUUAUUGUCACAGAAGUAUUGGAAGACUGGGAGGACUCUGUGAAUAUCGGAAGGAAACGGAAAUGGUUUCAGAUAGAUGACGCCAUAAAAGUUCUGCAGUAUCACAAACCUGUGCAGGCUUCAUAUUUUGAAACCUUGAGGCAAGGCUAUUUGGCUAACAAUGGCACUCCUGUUGUGACCACAUCAUUCUCAAAGGAGAGUGAACUGUCCGACAUCAGAUGACUGAAGAUGGCCUUUUGAGAGAAACAGAUUUUGAAAAGUAGACUGAAACUUGGAUUUCCUUUUCUCCCCUCUUCUUGCCUCUUUCACAUGCUUCCUCUUGUCAGACACGACAUCAGCGGCAGCCUUUGGCAGAGCAAAUAUUUGAGUGUUGCAUUCUAGUGCAAAGUGGGGUUUUCUUGCUUUUUCUUGGAUAUGUAUUUUGUAAAACACAUAUUGUGCAUGAAGUGCCCCUUCCCUAUUAACACAGUUUUGACAACCUGAAAGUCAAGGCUACUAGCUUCACCUCUGCCUUGUCUUCUGAAAUGCCCCUAUGUAUGUUGUCCCAGCCAUAGCUAGGCCUCUUUAUCCUUUCUUUAAAGAAGGCUGAAAUGUGAGCUCAGUUCUUUUAAGUCUUAGAUUUUGUACAGUAAGGUGCUGUUGAGAUCUGUGUGGUGGUCACUUUCUCAGCGCAUGUGUGUAACCUUUUUUUAGAUGGAGAAGCCUAACACUUUGAUUUUGUGGGAUUUAUUAUUUUUUUAAAUGAGCUGCUUCUGUAAAGGAGGGCUUCAUAAUCUUGUUUGCCUUUUGUUUUUUUAAAGAAACUUAUUUUGUGACAGUGCUAGUGGCUGGGCCGGUUUGACUCCCUGAACCCCACUCCCUUGCCCAAAUUUAGAACAGUGACACUUAGAGGAGGCGGCCAAGUUACAAUACCCUGCGAGGCAUUCUUGGUGCUCCGUUCUUUCUACAGGUUCAGUCAAUAUGUUGAUCAUCUUAACAAUGAACAGAAACGCAAGGAAUUGGUCACCACUCACCCAACAGCAUACGGCCUCAGAAACUAAAUGAAUUCCAGCCUCAAUAAAUAGGAAUCAGGGAUUCAAAACGAGUUUAAAAACUAGUGAACUGAAGCAUCGAGCCACCGAUGCUUUCUGCUGGUGUGGAAUUCUUUCUCUUCCUGCUGCAUACUGCUGAUAUCUCUUCUUGUCCACAUGCCUUACACCCUACUAAACUGGAUGUUGUAAUUUGUGCUACAACAUUGGAUUGUACUUUUGAGUGUCACUGCAUGGUGGGACAGUUGCAUUAUGUCCCUGAAAAGAAGUCACAGGGAAAAGCUUCAGGUGUUCAAUCUCCUUUGCAGCAUUGCAGCACUUGUAAAUGCACCACGGAGCAUGCUCAAAUGUAAACUUUAUCCCUCAGUGGCAAAGGUACAACUGGCUCCCAAGCAGAAAUGCUGAUGUGGAGAACUGUGUCAUUUAAUAGGAUACCUAGCCUGAUGCAUUGGCACAUGUCACAUGUUUGUUUCUAUUGUAUGUUUCAUGCUGUCUUGAUUUGCCAACAGUGUUGUCUAGUUGGGAGAUUUUGGAAAGGGUUGUGGGAGGGGGUGGGCCUGGGGAAGGUUUGGGGAGGGGCAUUAGUUAAUCCCUGGCUUGGGACAGGACCUAGUUGCUGUAUUUGGUGACUUCUUCUUUGUCAGAUUAUAGCCAAGAUGUGAAAUUAAACCUGCAGUACUCUUAUUUAAUUUAUCAUUAUCUCUUCCCAUUAUAUACUUAACAACAUAAAAAAUAUAUGAAAUAGUCAUGCAGCAUGAAGUAAAAGUAUACUUUCUACUUUGGAAAGUUGCUGUCAAAUUUGAGAUACAAUUCUGUUUAUUUGCUUGAGUUCCCUAUUUUUAGUGAAUGGGAUAGCAUUCCAUAGUGUGGGAUCACAAUGGCAAAAGGGAAGCCAGUGAUCACUAAUGCCAAAAGUUUUUACACAGGAGAAGGCUGAGAGGCAUUAUUCAAUGAGUGGCUUAAACGUGAAUGUCUAGAAAAAAUCUGAAAUUAUGCUGCGCCACUUCGCUGCCCUUCAUCUUAAAAAACAAAACAAUAAAAAUUUAAUUCAAAGGGCUUGACUAGUGUCUUGAAGUGUACAAUAUAAUUUCUCGUACUACGCUAUAUGUGGCACUUUCCAAUAUAGCAAACUGUUGCCUUCAGCUAAGGCAUUUUGUGUCUCAUUGAAUAGAUUAGGCAUGAAAGAUUGAAAGAGAACUGAGAUGCCUGUAAGGGUGACUGCAGUUUUAAUAUCUACAGCAUGCACACUUUUAUAAAAUAAUAAAAAACACUCUAAAAUGUUUUUAUAGGGCUGUUAAACUGACAGUUUAGAAUAGAAUAUCGUUAAUGAUUUGCUAACAGCAUUUUUUUUUGGGGGGGGGUGUCCAGGAAAAAUAAAUUGUGCCAAGAAAGUAGUUUAAUGUGGGAUGGAUUUAUGCUGUUAAUUCAACUGCAGUGAGUGGCUGAUGUUUGCCUUCUUAACUGGAAAUGGAAGAUGCAGCUCCUGAGGUUCAAAUAGUCUGGAAUUCUUCACCAGUUGUGUAUUUUAACCCAGUCCUUGCUCCAGCUUAUUAAGCCUCACCUUUUCACCUUCUAUUAAUGCACUAUAGAGAUAAGUCUACAGCUUUCCCAGUAUCUCAGGGUAUUCUGUAAUUAACAAUUCAUGAAACUUCCUUAGCAAGAUAAAUGAAAAUGUCACCACAUCAACUCACCUUUUCCGAGCAUUUCUAAUUACACUGGAACAUUCUGCAUUGGCAAACAAUGCAUCUAACAUAGGGUAAGUUAUGGGGUGUUUAGAUUCAAGCACAACAGUACUAAGAAGGUAGACUGAUCCUCCGUUAAGAGUUAAGAAGUCUUAAUUUAGACUUCCUGCUGUGCUUUACCAUAAAAAUGCAGCUUUCUUUGGUCUCUAAAUCCAAAAAGCUUUUAGAUUUAUAUACUGUAUUCAGGUACUGCUGAAAAGGGAGGUGCAAAUGCUUAAGAAUUAUUUCCUUCCAAUAAGCUUUAGAUUUAAAUUGAGGCUGAGCAUCCAACAUCCUGAAGACUGCAUCUGCCCCUCCACCUAACCACCUGUGCAUCCCGUAGACCUUGGGAACCCCAGCUUUUAUUUUAUAUGUAAAUUUCUAGUGUUUAACAGUUGCAGAGAGGAGGUUAAAUCUUUGAUUGCAAAAAUAAUUGCUGAACUUGUGCACUUGAGUCAGACAAAUGCUGGUACAUCAUGAGCAGUGUGAUAGAUCUGUUGAUACAUAUUUACAAAUAAUUUGUUCUAAGUCCAGAUUUAAUGCCAGUGCUUGGUGUAUUGUUCCUCAUUUAGGUGAGGUCUAUGUUGGUUUUUGCAUUGAAGCAGUCCUACUUAAAUCAGGGUUGUCUUGCUGCUUAAAAGUAGUUUUGGCAGCAAGUUUGCAAGUAACUGCUGGGUAAUCUUUAUGAAGCUGAAGCACGGUAGCAUUGUGAGUGAAUGUACAACCUCUGCUGUUUUUCCAGUAUGGAGAGAGAUGGAUUUUCUUUGCUGGGAGGACAAAACCAGCUUCAGGCUCUCUGCAGUUUUAUCUGUCAUCCUGUUGCGAAAAACGCAAUAGUGAUUUUCUAAUGACAUCCCUUCUGUGUUUCAGUGUCAUAGAUUAGAAAGUGUGUGAUGUAGAGUAAAUAGAAUAUGCUGGAGUGUUUUGAUGUAUCUAAUUAAUAUUUUUGGGUUUAACCUUGAAUUAGCUCCCAUUAGAUCCUCUUGAAAAUAGGAAGAAAAAAAUAUUUGUAUGAAAGUUUGACCUGAAAUUACCGUCAUUAUUUUAGAUGCAGCAUAGCUCUUAUUUCCCGAAAAACUUUAUACUUGUUGUUAGCCAUAUUCUUGUAAUCACACCCCUCUGUCGCCAACUCUCCUUUUUUCUAAGAAGCCCUCAUUUUGUUAACUAGUUUAAAAUUUUGCCAAUAAAGAAAUGGAGUGCCAUUCUAUCCUAGUUAGUGGUUAUACUAGAACUUACAAAAUAAUAGAUUGUUGAGCUGCUUGUGUUCUGGGGGGGGGGGGGACAGCUUAGUUAAUUCCGAGGCAAUUAAAAUUUGGCUUACCCAGCCCUCUGAAUACCCAGACUUACUUCUCAGCUACCACCUACCCAGCCCCUUCCCUUAACCAUCAGUCCCUCAGCCUGACUUGCUUUGCAAGUAUGGCAGGUAGCAGCAGUGGGCUGUGGAGUUAGGCAGGGAAGAGAUUUCGUCAUGUCCCCUUUCUGGCCUAUGGUGCACUGCACAGCCACAAAUGGCUCUGGGGUACAGAGUUUUCCCAAGGGCUGCUGGAAGGGUGGAAUGCUUACCUCCCUUUCUUUCCUUAAAGCUGUAGCUAGCUGCUGCCACCUAUAUCAACACCAUAAAAAGGGCUGAAGGGAAGAGGGAUGUUGGGGUGUGCAUGUCUGUGGGCAGGUUCAAAAGACAGGAGUUGAGAGAAAUUUGAAUUAAAAUUUGAUCCGGAGAAGAAGUUGGGGGUUGCAAUUCUUUUUGUAAAUGAGCAUCACACAAUUUGGAGGAUGAGCCUCCUAAACCUUGUUCUUCCGAGCCAAGAAGUACAAGCUCAGCAACAUAACUUCUUCCAACGUGGGUGCCGUUUUUCAUGAAAGUAAGAUAAUUGAUGAAAUUUGAUUCAAAUUCCUGCUGAUUCUGAAAUCUGAUUCCUUAAAAUGAGUUACUCUUUAAGAAUUCUAAUUGGAGUAUGUAUUAGUGAAAAAUUCCAGGAAUCUUGUGUGGUGGUGACUGAAUUCACCUGUUUUCUAACAUUAAAAGUGCAACUUGCCUGAAACGGGAAAAUAACCAUUUAAAUCAAUAUUGUGCAUAUUUCAUAAUGCUUUGUCUGGUUUUAUUCAUCUGUCAAUAUGGUUGUAUCCAGACACCGGGCGUUGUACUCUUUUGGUGGUAGGGUGGGGGUAGCGUGUGUGCGUGAGAGAGAGAGAUGGCAGUGUUGUGGGCCUGUUUUACACUGGAGUGGUAUGUAGGUAUGUAUGCUUUAAUCUCUGUAAUAAAGAAGCUGCUUUUGAGUACUAUUUGCCACUUCUCAUGACAACAGAUUUUAUUAGAACCAUUAAUACAUUUUUUCAGUAUGAUUGUUUGCUAAGAAUGAAUGUUGAACUGUCCAUGUAGUUUGAUCAGCAUUUUAGUCUUUCACAUGUAUGUUUGGUAAAUAAUGCAAGUGAGCAUUCAACAAAUCUUGGUGUAAUAUCACAGCUACUUGCAAAAGCAAAUAACCUCCUUGAAGGGGUAUACCUUGAAAAAACAAAAAAAAACCCAGACACACCUCCUACCAUCAAAACAGUUUCUCCAUGGUAGAAUUGUGGAUAAAUUUCCGUACAGUUCAAGCAUAGUUCUCUACUUGUAAAUUUAGGCAGGGUCUCCCAAACUUGGGUCUUCUACUGUUUUUGAACUACAACUCCCAUCAUCCUUAGCUAGCAGGACCAGUGCUCAGGAAUGAUGGGAAUUGUAGUCUGAAAACAGCUGGAGACCUAAAUAUGAGAAACCCUGGUUUAGAGGAUACCAGUGCUGCUUAAGGCUUGUUAACUUAAUGUCUCACAUGACCAUCAACAGUGGGGGAUACUUACUUUUGUUUGGCACUCUUUAAGAGGGAGGGUAGGAUCAUUUAUUUUGGCCUUGUUUGCUAUCGUUAAAUAGGAAGAGCAGCAUGCUGGUGCACGUUGUUCAAAAGUUACAGUGAUGCCAGUUCCCCUGCUUUGAAAAACAAGCCUGAGCCCGGCUUGUUGUGUUGUCAAAACCUGGGCUUGUAGUUUGUUUCUCCUCAAAUAUACCAUGAGCAGUAAGUCAGGAACAAACCUUGGUUCCACUUGUGUGUUUGGGGGAAUCAAUCUGCAGGCACAGGCUUGGAUGACAAUGGCAAGCCAGACUGGCUUGUUUUAUCAAGUGGGGGAGGAGCUCAUUCACAUUAAACCAUAGGCAAAUUGGGCCAUUGUCUCAAAUUUCUGAAUGUUUGUGGAUCUGUUGAAGAAAAGGUUAUAUCCGAACCCUUAUACCCCCAUGUUUUAUCUAUUGUCUUUAAUUGCUUCCUGUCUGUGAUGCAGGAUGUGAUAAAAUACCUGAGGACCAUUCUGCCAAAUGUCACCCGUGUCCCCUUUGACAUGGCAAGAGGUAGCUUUUUAAUAUUCUCAGUGCUCCACAAAACUGUCAACUUUACUGAGCAGUAUAAAAAGAGGGUUUGUACAGUCUGACAAUGUUUUUCAUGUUUUAAUUUGUACUUGCUGGUUCCCCUGUAUUUUUGUUCAAUGCAUAGUAUGAGAAAUGGCUUCUUGAAUAGUGACAGACUGCAGCUGAACUUGCAGCUGAAUUCUGCCAAGCACUUGUCUCAUGUUUGGAUAUUAUAUUUUAGUGUGCCCUCUGAGAAAUGAAACUGUCAAAAUGGGCAGCUAAUUUGAGUAUAGCAGGGUGCUGCUAUUUUGGGACAUGAAGUUCAAUAACAUAUAUGUCAAAUGGCCCCAAGAUGAACUCUUGCCCCAUCCUUAAUGUUACUGUCCUCAGCGAGGCACAUCGGCUCUGAGGCCAUUGAGCUCUAUGGACCAUGUGAUGUGUGGAUAGAAAGAAAUGAAAUUGAACCUUUAACGGAAGGUUUUUAAAAAUCAUUGUUAAUAAUUGGAAUUUUCCUAUCAUUAAAUUAAAAGAAAGGAAUGAAUAACUCCUUUGCUGGAGGUGAGGAAAGUAAACAACUUAUCUGCUCUGUUUUUGUGCCUGCAAAUGUGCAUGGCUGCCCAACUGCUCAAGUUUGAGAUAGGAAUAGCUUCUGUUUUCAGCAUAGAUUUCAGGAGGCUAGGAUUCUACUCCUAGUCCCAGAUUUACAUCAGUUGUGAUACUGGGUAGUUCACAACUAUGGGCAGGAUCCAUAGUUACAUUAUCAAGGAUAUGCAUUGUAUGCAGAAAGUCCCAGGUAUAAUAGAGACAUCUAGUUAAAGGAACUCAAGCCGUGAGACCUCUACCUGAGAUCUGUUGCCAGAAUAGAAAAUACUGGGCUAGAUGAACCAAUGGUCUGACUCUGUAUAAUGUAGCUUCGUAUUUGCUCUAACUCAAAAUUUCAUAUGUAUACUUAGCUAUCUAUGAAGUUUGUUCAGUUGAUAAAAAGUUGCUAAGUGGGGUUUUUUAGCACAUAUGUUUGUAAGUACAAGUAUUAUAUUACAAAAACAUGAGCACUUUCUAGUUUAACACUGGAAGGAAUAUGGCUUAAUACCAUCUUUUGUAAUAACUUGUGAACACACAAAUGCACUUGUUUCCUCUUAAAUUACAAUUCCUUUUAUAUGCUCAGCCUCUCUAACCUCCUUCCCCAAUUCAGUGUAAAGGGCAAUGCGUAUACAAUGCAUUUAUUGGAAAUUAUAGCAAAUAAUUCAUUAAAACAACUAGUGUAAUAUUUACUGGGUGCUAAGGUAAUCUUAAUUGAUCCCUUGAGACCAUGGCCCAUUUUAAUGACCAUCGUUGAGGUUGAAUAAAGGCUCUGACUGCUGCUGCUUCAAGCAAUGCAAUUAUUGUUUGUAAAAAAUAUUUCAGGUUCCUAGCCUGGAGACUGUGGGACCAUGGAUUUCAUUGCUACUAUCAGUGGUGAAAAAAAUACUAAAAUGUGGGCUGAAAUUGGUAUGUAGUUAACUUUUGUAGAGGGAUUUCCUCUAUUACAUGCUAAUGUAUAUUACACAGUGUCGUGUAUUUAAUGUCACAAACAGUGCACAACAAAAACACAGUAUCAGAGUUAACUCGGAAUCUUUAAAGAUGGAGAAUUUUUAAGAUUUUAAAAUUAAAAAUGAAGAUAUUAAUGAAAAUGCAUAAUGAAUCCUACUGUCAUAAGCAUUGCCUAAAUGCCUAGGAUCUGUAACCUGUUUUGUUUUUAUUUACCACAUAAUCUCUAAAAGACCAUGCACUUCUCUUAAGUGCCCAGCACAGAAUGGGAAAUGGCAUCUGGAAUAUUUAAUAAAAUCUUCCCCAUCCCUU